AUGGAUAUUGAGCAGUUUCCUGCCUAUCAGGCGAUUGAUCAUAUUUGCGAUUACUAUUACUCGCUUGAAAAGCAAUCAGUAGUUUCACAAGUAGAACCCGGGUACCUCUCGAAGCUACUCCCAGACCAUCCACCCGCUCAAGGCGAGUCGAUGGAAGCCAUCAGCGCCGACUUUCACAAUCACAUUUUACCGGGUAUCACUCAUUGGCAACAUCCUUCGUUCUUCGCCUACUAUCCAUCCAUUGCCUCGUUCGAGAGUAUCUUGGGCGACCUUUAUGCAGGCAGUAUUUCAAAUCCGGGUUUCAAUUGGGCAUGCAGUCCGGCAUCUACAGAGCUCGAAGCAAUCGUAAUGGACUGGUCUGCGAGGCUUCUCGGUUUGGACGAGAAGUUUCUAACGGCAUCGGGCAAAGGCGGAGGUGUUUUGCAGACAACUGCAUCAGAUGCUGCUCUACUUGCGACAGUAGUUGCACGUACAAACUACACAAAACUUCAUCCAGGUGUGGCAAUGGAGAAACUUGUCAUCUACGGUACUACGCAAACACAUUCCCUUGGAGCCAAGGCUGCUCUUAUCUUGGGUGUCCACUUUCGUGCGUUAGAGGUCAAAGCAGAAGACAACUUUUCGCUUCGUGGGUCAACUCUCCAAGCCGCACUCGAUGAAGACCGAGAGAAGGGACUUCAUCCAUAUAUCUUGAUUGCCACUGUCGGAACUACAUCGUCUGGAGCUGUGGACAAUAUCGAUGAGAUUGGAGGCGUUUUGACCGCCGAACCGUCUAUCUGGCUUCACGUUGAUGCCGCAUGGGCAGGCGUUGCAUUCGCACUCCCAGAAUAUCGCCAAACCGGUCGCCUUGACGCGAUUAACAAGUACGCUCACUCCUUUUGUACCAACUUUCACAAGUGGGGACUCGUGGCAUUUGAUUGCUCCACAUUCUGGGUAAAGGACCGUGUCCUCCUCACUGAUUCCCUAGAUGUGACGCCAGAGUUCCUGCGAACGCAUCAUGGUGACUCUGGCAUGGUCAUAGAUUAUCGUAAUUGGCAUCUCUCUCUUGGCCGAAAGUUCCGUUCACUCAAGCUCUGGUUUGUACUUCGAGCGUUUGGAGUCGAAGGCUUCCGAAAGCACCUCCGAAAUGGUAUUGAUAAUGCCAACGCGCUUGCAGAGCGCGUCAAGCAGUCAGACGUCUUCGAACUGGCCACCCCGCCGACGCUUUCACUGGUCGUAUUCCGAAUAGCCCCUCAAGCUCUCGUUGGCAAGAAAACGCCAAGUGAUACCUCCAUAGGUGCCGAGUUGAAUACUCUAAACCUCAAGCUACAUGAAAAGACCACAUCUGACCUCUUUCUAACGAGGACAGACCUUGGGGGUGAUAUUUGCCUAAGGAUGUCAGUUGGAGGAUUAAGGACGGAGAAGAGACAUGUAUUACAUGCAUUCGACGUGUUGGAGAAGGCGGCAAAGGACAUAUUGAAAGACAGUUCGACGUAG
Serendipita indica DSM 11827 is the source of this 1473-nucleotide messenger RNA. Lineage: Eukaryota; Fungi; Basidiomycota; Agaricomycetes; Sebacinales; Serendipitaceae. The record is from the annotation of a GenBank genome assembly.